AACGUUUAUCAAUUCGAAAUAGAAUUAAAUCAGCCAUUUAUACAAAUGAAAAUCGACGAUUUUAGAGCUAAAUCUGGAUCUACUUUUAAAAGUAAUAAAAGUGGAUUAAAAUAUCUGUCCUCUAAAUAUCUUUUAGAUUCAAGUUUUUCUCAACGCCCAAUAUCUUUGGGCAAUGGUAACGAUAAACGUGAACAUUCUAAUAUUGAAAGUGAUCCAACCUCAACUGAUGUUAAUGAAAUAGCAACAAAUGAUAGAGCCAGCUCGGUUGUACUAGAAAUGGAUGAAUUGAAUCAACAUCCUUGUAUGAGAAUGUUAAUCAAAGUUAUUAGCCAUCUGCAUACAACAAUAUGCCCACCUGUUGAUCCUGUUGAUUCGAUGCCAAAAUGGAUGAAGAAUAUGCAUGAAAAAUUUUCAAACAAAUGUACAAAAUUUUGA
Molecule: messenger RNA, 435 nt
Organism: Entrophospora sp. SA101
Lineage: Eukaryota; Fungi; Glomeromycota; Glomeromycetes; Entrophosporales; Entrophosporaceae
Source: the annotation of a GenBank genome assembly